ACAAAAGAAAAAAAAAAGAAAAACAAAAGGGACAAACUGAGGAAAGCUUUGCUGCAGGACCUCUUAUCACUACGACUGACUUGGUUUAGCGUGAAACGCACAACAGACAUGAACUGGCUUGAGGAGUGCUGGUGAAGAGGAGGAGGAGGAGGAGGAGGAGGAGGAGUGGUCAGGGUCGGAGAUCAUUAAGCACUUUGAGAGAAAGACGUCGCCCUGAACGCAGCGCAGCAACGCCGCAGCCAGGAGGAGCCGAUCAAGUGCGUUUAACCUCCGAAAACCUGCGUCUGGAUCCGGCUAUGGUUCGGUUGUGAUUCGCUGCUCAGCUGCUGCCCUUCGAGAGGACUGCGGAGGGGCUGAACGCCGCAUUGUGGCAACCGACACCCUCGAUUCCUGCCCGAGGACUCUGCACAAGUCGCUCAGCGCAAAAUGUCAUCUCAGGCCAAAGCCAAGAAGGACAAAGAGAUUAUUGCCGAAUAUGAGACCCAAGUGAAAGAAAUUCGUAACCAGCUGGUGGAGCAGUUCCGAUGUCUGGAGCAGCAGUCCGAGUCACGGCUGCAGCUGCUGCAGGACCUGCAAGACUUCUUCCGCCGAAAGGCCGAACUCCAGCUAGAGUAUUCCCGAGGGCUGGAUAAGCUGGCAGAGCGCUACUCCUCCAAGAUUCGCAGCUCCAGAGAGCACCAGCAUUUCAAAAAAGACCAAAAUCUCAUCUCCACUGUAAACUGCUGGUAUCUGGUGUUGGACCAGACCCGUCGAGAGAGCCGAGACCACGCCACGCUCAGCGACAUCUACAACAACAACGUCAUUGUCCGCUUGGCACACGUAGGCGAAGAUGUCACCAGACUCUUCAAAAAGAGUAAAGACAUCGGGGUACAGAUGCAUGAAGAGUUGGUUAAAGUCACCAAUGAACUUUACACGGUGAUGAAGACCUACCACAUGUACCACAGUGAGAGUCUCAGUGCUGAGAGCAAGCUCAAGGAGGCAGAGAAACAGGAAGAGAAGCAUAUCGGCAAGGUGAACGAGAUCGGCGGCGGUCUGUUGCGUCACGGUCACGAUGAACGUCCCCAGCGAAGAAGUUCAGUCAGGAAGAUGGAGAAAAUGAAGGAGAAGAGACAGGCCAAGUACUUUGAAAAUAAACUGAAGUGCACAAAGGCCCGGAAUGACUAUCUCCUCAAUCUGGUGGCUACCAACGCCCUGGUGGCCAAAUAUUACAUCCACGAUGUGUCGGACAUGAUAGAUUGUUGCGACUUAGGCUACCAUGCAAGCUUGGCACGCACCAUGAGGACCUACCUCUCCGCUGAAUACAGCCUGGAGACCUCUCGCCACGAAGGUUUGGAUCUACUGGAAGGAGCCGUAGAUGCCAUGGACAUUAGAGGGGACAAGCUGAGGUUUAUGGACACACACAGUGGUAUCUUCUGCCCUCCAGCACGCUUUGACUAUCAGCCCCAUAUGGGGGAUGAGGUGUGUCAGGUUAGUGCACAGCAGCCUGUCCAGACAGAGCUCCUGAUGCGUUACCACCAGUUGCAGUCUCGCCUUGCCACGCUGAAGAUAGAAAAUGAAGAGGUAAAGAAGACUCUUGAUGCCACCAUGCAGACCCUUCAAGAUAUGCUCACUGUGGAGGACUUUGAUGUAUCAGAGGCCUUCCAGCACAGCCAGUCCACAGAGUCUGUCAAAUCGGCCUCAUCUGACUCCUACAUGAGCAAGGCCAACAUCGCUAAAAGGCGAGCCAAUCAGCAAGAGACGGAGGGCUUCUACUUCACCAAAUACAAAGAGUAUUUGAACGGCAGCAAUCUUAUUAUCAAACUGCAAGCUAAGCACGACCUUCUGAAGCAGACACUGGGAGAAGGGGAGAGGGCUGAAUAUGGAACAACAAGGCCCCCCACUCUUCCCCCUAAACCCCAGAGAAUGCGGAAGUGUAGACCUCGCUCCGUUUUUAACCGUAAGCUGUUUAACGGCAAUAUGGAGGCCUUCAUCCAGGAUUCAGGACAGCCGAUACCAGUGGUGGUUGAGAGCUGCAUUCGAUAUAUCAAUCUGUAUGGUCUUCAGCAACAAGGUAUAUUCCGCGUUCCAGGAUCUCAGGUCGAAGUCAAUGACAUUAAGAAUGCAUUUGAAAGAGGAGAAGAUCCACUGGUGGACGAUCAGACGGAUCACGACAUCAACUCUGUGGCGGGCGUCCUGAAGCUCUACUUCCGGGGACUGGAAAACCCGCUGAUCCCCAAAGAACGCUUUCUCGACUUCAUGUCCACCACCAAACUUGAUUCUGGUGCAGAAAGAGCUCAUCACCUCCAGCAGAUAGUUGUGACUCUACAGCGGCCCGUGAUCGUUGUCAUGAGAUACCUGUUUGCUUUUCUCAAUCAUCUUUCCCAGUACAGUGAUGAGAACAUGAUGGACCCUUACAACCUGGCUAUCUGCUUCGGGCCCACGCUGAUGCCCAUCCCGGACGACCAGGACCCCGUGGCCUGCCAGGCACAUGUUAAUGAGGUUAUUAAGACCAUCAUCAUCCACCACGAGGCCAUCUUUCCGAGCCAGCGGGAGUUGGAAGGACCGGUCUAUGAAAAAUGCAUGGCUGGAGGGGAAGAGUACUGUGAAAGUCCUCACAGUGAGCCAGGAGCUCUCGAUGAGAUAGACAACGGGACCGGACCAAACACAAGUGAUGAAGAGUUUGAGCCGAUUGAGGCAAUCGCCAAGUUUGACUACGUCGGCCGAAGUUCCAGGGAGCUGUCCUUCAAGAAGGGAGCGUCUCUGCUGCUGUACAUGAGAGCGUCUGAGGACUGGUGGGAGGGCCGGCACAAUGGCGUGGACGGGCUGAUCCCCCAUCAGUACAUCGUAGUGCAGGACAUGGAUGAUGCAUUCUCAGACAGCAUUCAGAGGACAGAAAGUGAGAGCAGCAGUGGACCUCACUACGAUGAAAGGACUUCAUCGAGAAAUGAGCGCCGGUCUCCCUGCGAGCAGGUUGCUGAGAACCGUUUUGGACCUGCAUUAGGAAGGGUAAGAGUGCGAUCAGACGGAGCCGCAGUGCCCCGCCACAGGAACAAUGGGGCAGACAGCCUGAGCCCAACGCGAGUUGCCGAUCAGCCGCCCAGGGUUAUGCCUCGCCCCUGCAGCCCGCAUAAGAUGAGCGUCAGCAGGUGCCACGCCGACAGCCCGGAGAAGCGACGCCUCACCACGUUUGGCAGCUCCGGCUCCAUCAACCACCCCGACAGGAAGGCGUUUGUCGACAGCCACUCGCAGCGAUCGUCGCCGAGCACAACUCGACACGCAAGUUUAGGAGACCACAAAGCUCUGGAGGCUGAGGCACUCGCGGAGGUGAGGGCUGCAGCAAGUGAUCGUGCAGACAUAGAGAAAACCAUGAAUACGGCCCUCCAUGAAUUGCGAGAGCUGGAGAGGCAGAAUGUAGCUAAGCAUGCCCCCGACGUUGUCCUCGACACCCUAGAGCCCCUCAAACACCCCGGUGCCGCCCAGGAAAUGUCCGCCAGCCCCCUGCACACCAUGGUGAUCCGGGAUCCAGACGCAGCCCAGCGACGCAGCAGCAGCAGCUCAUCCUCUGAAACCUUGACCACUUUCAAACCGGCCCUAUCAAUGCGCAGACCGAACGCACCUUUAAGGCCCCCGCCCGUCAGGCCAGUGCGACCGGCUCCAGUGAUCGGACUAGGCCAGGUGCCGCACCGCUCCAGCAGCUCCAGCUCCUCCGGUCUGGGCAGCCCGGGCAUCACCCCGACUGAAAGGAUCUUUCCUAAAGCGCCCUCCCCGUCACCUUCCACAUCCUCCUCAUCCUCAGACAAACAGGGUAACAUGUAACCGGCCAGCUGUCGGGACCAAUGUGGAUAAGGACUGAUCUUAUCAGCGCACCCCUACGGGUCGUCUUUCCUUCAAUAGCCAACAACGGCAUCCAGUUUGUCUGAAUAUUUACCACUAAUACUGUGUAAGAUACGAUUGGCUCCCCCUGGUUUCUGCCCGCACCUACUGGGAGCAAGUAACUGUUCUGUUUAACAGUAAUUAUAUUACGCAGAAAUAGGAAUUAAAACUAGAGAAAUUAUUUAAUAGACUUAUAUUGAGCUGGAAUAGAGAGAUGCACUGGAGAAUAUUUCUGUUUGCUGAGAUAUGAAACAUCUCACUGAAACCAUGAUUAGAUUACAAAGAUGCUGUGAGCCAAUGCUUUGUGUCUGGUUUCCUGCUCCAUUAUCAUGAAACACUUACGGGAAUACUUCACCACUUACCAUGUAGACAUCCAGACUGUGCUUGGGGGUCAGCACUGUGUUGUGUUCAAAAUGUUUCUUUCAGAACCACUUAUAUUGAUGGAGAGAGGUUAAUGUUGAGGAAAAACCCCGCUUUGGAGCAAAAUGGAUGGACAACAUGGCUGAAGGAGGAUGUCUAUUGCCUCGGGCGGCGGUUCCUCUAAUGAACAUUAAAUGUCGGCUCAGUGUAAAUUAGAACUGUAUUAUAUUUGAAUUGACAACAGCCUCAAAACCAUGCGGCAUUUGGACAUGCUACACAUUCAGACAUGUUUGUUACGUUGUCGUGAAGUCUGGGAAAUACCGCAGGUCCCGGGGAAAACUCACGGCAGCACAAGGAUUUGGCUGGCACUGAAGGCCAACUGAAGCACAGAUGUUACAAAACGGCUCCGAUCACAGCUGUGAUCCCAGCCUGUGCUGCCACUUUCCUGUACGGCCGGCAUCCACAGCGUUAAUUCAUCUCAUUGUGCCAUUUCUUGAUUUACUGAUAUUGUAUGAAUAUAGUGGUCAUACCCCUUUUGCUUCUUCACAUUAUUUCAUGUCACAACCAUAUACAUCAUUGUAUAUUGUUGAGAUUUUUAUUUAUUUAUUUACUUUUAUUUUUAUUUGAGGUGGAAGGAAUCUUUUUUUUUUUUUUUUCAAAAUUUUGUACAAAUAAACUAUGUGUAAAGUGUUGCAUACAUUUGUAAAGGUUUAUCAGCCAGUGCUUGGUCAAAGCACCUUUUGAUACAGUUAUAGCUGCAAGUCUUUUGCGAUACGUCUCUGCCUGCUUUGCACAUUUUUCUUUCCCAAGCUUAAUCAGACUGAUGGGACAUAAUCACUGAACGGUUAUUUUUCAAGUCUUGCAACAGAUUCUAAAUCAGAUUGAGAUCUAGACUGUAGACUGUAGGGUUUCCAUUCCAGGCUAAAGUCACUAUUAGCCUCUAAGACAGUGGUUUUCAACCCUAGUCCUCAGGAUCUAAUAUUCUUCUUGUUUUACAUGUGUCUCUGCUCCAGCCCACAUGAUUGAAUAUUAUUACACUACUGCCUCAGCAUCAAGUCCUGCAGAAGUUUGUUAAUCACCCGUUGAUUUAAGUGGGAUGUGUGGCAACAGGGAAAACACCUGAAACAUGCAGGGCAAGGGGUCCUGAGGACCAGGGUUGAAAAUUAAUACUGUAUAAAGGUAUUUUUU
Molecule: messenger RNA, 5400 nt
Organism: Fundulus heteroclitus (mummichog)
Lineage: Eukaryota; Metazoa; Chordata; Actinopteri; Cyprinodontiformes; Fundulidae
Product: SLIT-ROBO Rho GTPase-activating protein 3
Exons: 22
Coding region: 427-3795 (1122 amino acids)
Biological process (GO): negative regulation of cell migration; signal transduction
Cellular component (GO): cytoplasm
Molecular function (GO): protein binding
Source: RefSeq, a predicted model, not a curated record